UUGUAAUCAGUAAUAACCUCUUACCCCUCCUACCUGUCAAAUGGCAAUAGUUUUGAAAUCAAAAGAAAUCCCGCUCCCAGAAGUUGUGUAAAAUGUUUAUGUAAUUGUAAUUGUGGUUCAAGAAAGUAGUUUACGAAAACUGUUCUGAAAAUGGAGCGGCUGCCAAUGGAAAUAUUGGAAUUGAUUUUAACAAACCCUAUUUUGAGUAUUAGGGAUGUUAUAAAUUUUUCUUCAACUUGUCAUUAUUACAGAGGCAUAAAACUCAAUAACACCCUCUGGAAACAGAAAUUUAAAAAUGAGUGGCCAGAAAUAUCAGAUAUAUUCGGGAGUAAUUUGAUGGAUUACUACGAAGAAAUAAUUUAUGUUUAUAACAUUUUCAAAUGUAUCGAAAAGAAAUUGGAGUUGAUGCCUAGUAGAUUUUGUAAAAAAUAUGAAAUAUCUGAAUGUGAAUUGAAGGAAUGGACAGUACUUGUGAAUGAAAAACGCGAAAAUUACUGGUAUCUUGUGACAUAUUUAAUGAGAAUUGUUAAUUGUACAGACAAAAUAAAUAGUUCAGAUGUGGUACCCUUGAACACUCCAGGUAACAAGACUCAACAAUACUAUGCUAGUAAAGUUUUGAGGCAUAUAAGGCAAGUGUAUUUAUCGAAAGAGUGGGCCAUAUUUAAAUCUUUACCUCAGAAAGAGCAACUCUUAGAGAAUUGUGCCAUAUUUGUUGCUCAGUGGUGUCAACCACAUAUUGAAAUAUCUCAUAAAAUUAUAUCAGCUAAACUUGACAAAAUUGCUAAUGCUGUUAAAAGAAAGUUAAAAAUUUCAUAUCCAAAUCAUCGAAUUUUUGAUGCUCCACAAGAAAUAUUAGAUAAGUGGAAAAAAUCAAAUUUGGUAUCCCAUCAAUGGACUACAAUAGAGUGUAGACAAAUUAUGCAAUCAUUGAAAGAGGUAUUAUUUGAUGAUAUGAGAUUUAAAGGAAACAAUAUUGCUUACUACAUGCCACAGAAUUCUUAUAUCAAUGAGGUGCUGGACUUCAGACAAGGAUUGCCGAUCACUCUGGCCAUUAUAUUCGAAGCAGUGGCUAGGAGGCUUGGUCUAUUAUGCCAGCCAAUAAACUUUCCCUCUCAUUUUCUACUAAGAUAUUCUGAAAAUGGACAGGAUUGGUAUUAUAUAGAUGUUUACAAUGGUGGCAAUAUUAUCAGAAAACCUAUAGCAGAAUUUACAGAGUUAGUGGCUUCUCCUGUAGAAGUGGUUCAAAGAAUGGCCAAUAAUUUAGAAGUAUCUGCGAGGCAGCAUACUCAAGUCAACCGAAGAGUUACAAGACUGAGAUCAAGCUUGGAAUUAAUCAAAUUAGUUAGCCCGCAGGAUAUAUCAUCAUUGGUCAGUCUUGCUAGAUUAUAUAUGCUUCAUAGUAUGGAUACUCGUUCUUUGGAGACUUUUCUUCUAAACCAUGGAUUUCAGGUACCAGAACAAGCGCAGAGGGUGGUACACAUGCUAAGAAAUUAUGAAUCCCACCCAUCUCGCUCAAGGAAUGAUCUAACAGGACCUACAGAACCUGUUGAGCGGACUCCAGAUUUGAAAUUUGCUGUAGGCAUGAUUAUGACUCACUUAGCUUUAGAUUACAAAUGUGUUAUUUAUGACUGGGAUAAAGAAUGCAAAGCAUCAGUAGAUUGGCAGGAGCAGAUGCAUGUUGAUUUGCUCUGUUAUGGUAAUAAGCAGCCCUUCUAUAAUGUUCUAGUGGAAGAUGGGUCACAUAGGUAUGUAGCCCAAGAGAAUUUACAGCCAACUUAUGUAACUGGCUUCUUGUAUUUGAAUGAAGACGUUGGCAAAUAUUUCUCCCACCACAACAGGACUCAUUAUGUGCCAAAUGCUAAUAAAGAGCAAGAGUAUCCCUAUGAUAAAGAGGUCAGAUUAAGUUAUCAUGAAGGGUUUUUGAAUUUACAGAUGGAAACACAUGAUUGACGAAAUAUCAAUUAAGAACUACAAUUGUCAAUAAGUAUAUUUAAACAGUAAUUUCUCUGAGCGAAAGAAAAUAUUCAUUAGUAUUUCUGAUAUAUGGCAAGCAAUAGUUUCAAAAUGAAUUCAACUAUACUAUGUUUACUAUUCUGAUUGUUCCAUACUAUGUUUUUACAAUAUAAUUUGGAAGAAAUGAGAAUGCCAAUGCUGUUGAUAUUAAUUUUAUGGAACUUUUUUCCUCCAGAAAAAUUGAGGAAUAAUGUCAAUUUUAUUAAAAAUAACUUCUGUUUGAACAGCAAAUUAAAAUUUUAUAGAUAUAACAUCAACAAUAAAAUGGUGAUCAUAAAAUGUUUACUACUGUGCCGUGAUAUUCAAUAUUAAUAUAUAUUUUUUCAAGAAAUUCAGUACGUAACUGUUAAUUUUUGGAAGUGAUAUAUAUGUAAAUCUCGAAUCUGAAAGUGUUAGAUUAUAUUAGAAUUAUUAUUAUUCAGAACUAUAAAUUAGUUUACAAUGUUAGUUAGUGUCAAUAGGAAUUCCUUGUAUAAAUCUUAUUUUUAUUUCACAUAGUUUCUUUAAAUUUAUGAUUAGGUUCUACUGAAUAUUGAUAUUGUCUAUUGAAUGAGUUGAAAAACAUACAUGUACAUAAAACAAAGGCAGAUUGUCCUAUUGCAGAUUCAUGUUGUGUCAGAAACAUGUAUAAUUGGUUGUAAAAUCUACACUGAAUAUUAUUUGAAAAAGGCUAUAUUGGCAUAUAUAUCAUUUCAUGAUUUUGUUUUCACUAUAUUUGAGAUUUUAUUUUGAUUUAGAUAAGUUAAUUGUUGAUUUCUUUAAAAUUUCUAUAAAUGAGAAAGUUAUAAGACGAUAAGAAUGAUAUAUGAUAUGAUUUUUAAGAAUUUUGUUGGGUGAUAUUUUAAUAAAAUAGUUUUAUCUUA
Harmonia axyridis is the source of this 2876-nucleotide messenger RNA. Its product is annotated as F-box only protein 21-like. NCBI's taxonomy places the organism in Eukaryota, Metazoa, Arthropoda, Insecta, Coleoptera, Coccinellidae. The transcript has 5 exons. Bases 151 to 1950 code for a protein of 599 amino acids. The record is from RefSeq and is a predicted model, not a curated record. Gene Ontology annotation, molecular function: protein binding; DNA binding.